AUGGCGGCGAUGUUAAUCGGAAGAGCUCUUAAAUCAGCUAAAUACUCCCAUUUGGUCGUUCGUGCUCGACCCUUCUGUACAACAUCUGCCGCUCUUCAACCCGAUUCCGAUGGUCAGUCAUCGGAAUCUUCUUCGUCGUCUUCGUUCACUUUCGACAAGGAGAACGAGAAACCCAUCUUAGUGAAAGCUCCGAACGCACGACGGAACAACGAUUCGGACUCUGUGUCGAUGCCGACUUCUUCCAUGACGGGUUCGAUCGUUGGGAAGAGAUUCUACAAGAAAGUGACGACGAGAGAAGCAGACGAUGGCAAUGGAUGGACUGUGAUGCUCGAUUACAGAACCCUUAAAACCCCUUCGAAGAGACCUCUCAAGCUUCGUUCUUUGGCACUCGCUAAGGCCAUUGGAGCUGAAUGGGAGUAUCAGCUAGAAGAAGGAAUCAGACCAUUCACAAUGCCGCUCAUGAAACUAGCAUGUACUGCACUCGAGAGAGUUCCUCUUACACGUUCGAAGAUCAUCGAACGUCUAUUGAGAAAGAUACAUCAAGAUCUCGUCUUUUUCCGAGCCCCUCAAGAUAAUGAUCUAACUAGUGACGUCCAUGAGGUUCAAGUGGAGAGUAUUGAUCCUCUUCUUGAGUGGGUCGAAUCAGAGUUUGGGAUCAAACCGAAAGUGUAUUCGAGCAUCUUCGGAGGGAAACAAGAUGAGAAGCUGGUGAAAGCAGUAGAAGAUCUUCUCAAGAAGACCAACGAUGGUGAACUCGCGAGCAUCGACGCGCUCGAAGCAUCAGCUCACUCGGUAGUAAUCGCUCUUGGCAUCUUCUGUGGGAAACUGGAGAUCGAUGAUGCAAUCAAGUUGAUUAGGCUCGAAGAAGAUUUACAGGUGGACAAAUGGGGACUUGUAGAAGGCGGGCACGAUAUUGAUAUUGCUGAUCUCAAAGUUCAGAUCUCUGCAGCUACUGUGUUUCUUGCUCUUUCCCGUGAAAACUGA
Messenger RNA from Thlaspi arvense, 984 nucleotides. The record is from the annotation of a GenBank genome assembly. Lineage: Eukaryota; Viridiplantae; Streptophyta; Magnoliopsida; Brassicales; Brassicaceae.